Molecule: messenger RNA, 2262 nt
Organism: Metarhizium acridum CQMa 102
Lineage: Eukaryota; Fungi; Ascomycota; Sordariomycetes; Hypocreales; Clavicipitaceae
Source: RefSeq, a predicted model, not a curated record
AUGAAGUCUGCUCUUUCAGUUGCUGUUGCCGCUGCCGGCGUGCAGCAGGCUUCUGCUACCUUGGGCCUGGGCUUGGGCUUGGGCGGUGGCAUCUCUUUCGACUUUGGAAAGGUUUGGUCUGAUGCGCUGCCUUUCUCUUGCCCUGGCAACAUUAUCAACAAGUGUACUCCUGAGCAAGAGAAUGGUUGGGACUGGAGUGACGUUGCCAUUGGCUCCCUCACCAGCUAUGCUGGCUUCAACUUCGGUGGCGGCUGGACUUGCGAGAGCAACUUUGGGAAGCGCGGUGAUAUCCAGGGCCGCACCUUCCCUCUCGGAAAGGUCAUCUCUGGUACCUGCAACCAGGGGGAUGAGGCUGGUCUCUCCAUUGGUGUUGGUGCCAAUGCUGGUAUCGAUGCCUUCUCCAUUGGCAGCUUCGAGAUGUCUGCCGAGUUCGAUGUUCGUCUCGAAUUCCACUACGAUAUGCCUGACGGCAGCGUGUGCAAGCAGACCUCUGAUUGCCAGAGGGGUGGAUCGACUAUUGUCAACAGCCAGUGCGGUGGUGCUAAGAAGGUUCGCGUGGUCUACCCCAAGCAGAUCAUCCACAAGGAAAUCUCCUUCAAGAACAAGUGCAGGAUCUCUUGCCACGGGAUCAAGUGGCACUGCGGCAAGCCCACUCCCAAGCCUAGCACUUCUGUUCCCUCAUUGCCUGGCACCACUACCAAGGUGAUCCAGACUACUCCCGUCACCACUCUGCAGACUUAUACCACUCCUAUCCAGCAGACUACUCCUGGAAAGGAGACCACUUCCAGCGAGGAGACGACUCCUGCCCAGCAGACUACUCCCAGCAAGGAGACUACCCCCGUGCAGCAGACCACGUCCGGAAAGGAGACCACGCCUGCCCAAGAGACUACUCCCAGCAAGGAGACUACUUCCGCCUACCAGACGACUCCAGGCAAGGAGACGACUCCUGCUCAGCAGACGACUCCCGGAAAAGAGACCACCCCCAGCAAGGAGACUACUUCCGCUUACCAGACGACUCCAGGCAAGGAGACGACUCCUGCUCAGCAGACGACUCCCGGAAAAGAGACCACCCCCAGCAAGGAGACUACUUCCGCUUACCAGACGACUCCAGGCAAGGAGACGACUCCUGCUCAGCAGACGACUCCUGGAGAGGAGACGACUCCCGCUCAGCAAACCACCCCCGGAAAGGAGACGACGCCUGCCCAGCAGACUACUUCCGGCAAGGAGACUACACCCGCCCAGACCACUCCUGGACAGCAGACCACUCCCAGCCAGCCGACCACUGCCGCCACCACUCCUGCCACCACGUUUGUUACCACCUACGACACCACCUCUACCGUCUUCACGACCUCCACCAAGACCAUCACAAGCUGUGGACCUGAAGUCACUGAGUGCCCUGGCAAGACUGGACCUCACAUUGUUACCGUUACUAUCCCCGUGAGCACCACUAUCUGCCCAGUUACGGAGACUCGUACCCAGUCCCAGGGAGUUCCUACGACUGUCAUUCUGCCUCCCAAGUCCGAGACUACCAUCAAGGAGCAGCCCACCCCCGGGAAGCCUACUGGCGAGAAGCCCAACCCGGUCACCAGCCAGCCUCCUCAGUCUACCCAGACUCCUCCUUGCCCUCCCGUUGUUCCCAGAUGUCUCAACACUUUCGUGGACCUCAAGGCCAAGUGCGCGGACAACAAGGACGCCCCUUGCUUCUGCCCGGAUGAGGACUUCGUCAAGAACAUCUUUGACUGCAUUUACGCCCACGGUGAGAGCGACAACAUCAUCUCUGAGGCUGUCUCCUUCUUCCAGGGUAUCUGCGGACGCUACAUCCCUAAAAACCCCGCCAUUGCCACCGGUGCGGAUACCAUCACCCAGAUCAUCACUGUCACUGGUACUCCUCGCAUCACCCAGGUUCCUUACACCACUGUCGUUGUCGCUACCACAGUCACCGAGAACAGCAGCACCCAGACCAUCUCGACGGAGGUCACCAUUCCCAACAUCGUCAUGCCUACUCCCACUGGCGGUGUUCCCAACCAGCCCCCCGCUACCUCGGCGUCUGUUCCUGCUGGCCAGAACCCUCCUCCCGUCACUGGCCAGAACCCUCCCCCUGCUGUUACCGGUCAGAACCCUCCCCCUGCUGUCACCACAGGCACUGGUGGUGUGAUUCCUCCCAAGCCCACGGGCUCUGUGCCCGUCACUGCCGGCUCUGGACGUGUCGGUGCAGGCCUGGGCAUGGUCCUGGCUGUCGCUGCUUUCGUCGCCGCCCUGUAA